This is a messenger RNA of Halichondria panicea, 4818 nucleotides long. Its product is annotated as golgin subfamily A member 3-like. The transcript has 7 exons. The record is from RefSeq and is a predicted model, not a curated record. Bases 152 to 4663 code for a protein of 1503 amino acids. NCBI's taxonomy places the organism in Eukaryota, Metazoa, Porifera, Demospongiae, Suberitida, Halichondriidae.
CUCCCUAACAACUCUGUGCAUGCAUGGCUGCCUUCCUGCUGAGCUAGCUAGCUGAACUAUUCUAAUUCUUUAGGCUAACAGACCCUCAAUAUAAAAGGAUCAAAGAGACAUAAUUUAAUAGAAGUGGACUCCUACUACACGGUACAACAUAAUGGCAGAUAAUUCUCCAGCCGAUAAUUUGUUCUUUUUUUCGGCUGAUGAUCGCCAAAUUGACCCUUCCGACCCCGUCCUCAAGUCUGUCCCGUCAGUGGGUGUGGUACAACAGCCCAGGUCACACCUAUUACCAGAAAGUCGUCCGACGGACCUGAGUGUGUUGUCUGCCUUGAGGGCUGGUCCUAAUCGCGUGGGUGGGGGAUUUCCCGUAAGCAUGGACAACGAGGGUGGACUGUUGUAUAGUUUCACACUGCCGAGUACUAAACCACACCCAACGAAACCACCCUCUGUGACAGAGAGUUUCGGUAUAUUGUCGACUCAGGUGAGUCGCUCUAGUAAUGCCAGCCUGAGACACGCCCAUUCUGCCACACCCUCCAUCGUCAGUGACAGUGAGACCUUUGACCUUCGAGAGCCUCUCACCAGCUCACCAUACUCAUCGGACCUUGACAGAAACGCUGUCCCUAUGGCAACCAGCACAAUACCUAGUCUAGACAACACAGUCUCACAGCAAAGUGAAGAAACAGUUGAUCACACCUCCAGAGAUGCCACACCCAUCCCUGAUCUCCAUGGAAACCAAACUACUACAGCGCAGACCGACGGACAAUCAAUUGAAUUUGUCGAGAAAUUACCACAAGAGAACGAAGAUUCAACUCAUGAACAAUAUUCUGACCGUGCCUUUACCUCACUAAAGACCUCAACUUUACCUUUGUUGCCUCCCUCCCCCAAAGGCGCCGAGUUCCCUCCACACAGAUUGUCUAUUAGACACGAUGAUUCGGAUAUCGAGACAAGCUCAGUGGUAUCAGUGCAGCAUCUUACAGAGGCGUACCUGAACGAUCCGUUUGAUUCGGCAGAGGAAAACCUAACAGCUGGUUCUAGCAGUCACAUGAUACCCGUCACCCUCCCGAUAGAAGUGACCUCCGCUAGGAAAUCACACACCCCCACACCGGUUGAGAAUAAAAGCCUUGGUCUACCCAGGUCAUUAUCUGACCACAGAUCUACGACCCCCGAACCUUCAAAGUUACCCUCGCAUAUCCAAGCCUCCGAUAAACCUAAGAAUAAGUGGCAUCGCAACUCAUCUUCAUCUGAUAAGCACUCGCCCCCCACCCCUCGAUUGUCGUCACUCGUACCGUCUACAAGAAGGACCCCCAGCGAAGAUGGAUCUUAUCAACUGUUGCCAGAGUCUGAAUCUGGACCGCUCAGGGAUAAACUGACCAAAGCCCUGCAGGCUAAAGCUAACCUCGAAGGGCAGCUGCAAAGUGUCGUUAACGAAUGUAAAAACACUCUCAAAGAUCGAGCAAAUUUGCAGUCGAAAUUGAGUCAAGCCGAAGCUCAACUCGACGAUUUAACUGAGGCGCUUGAGAAAGAAAGACAGAAAAACAUUCGACCAAAUUCAAACAAUUUAUCACAAUUGUCCUCUAAUAAUGGCCAAGAACUUAAACAAUUGAGAGAGGAACUUGAGGACAAAAUUGAUGGGGAGAAAAUGGCGGGGGCUGUUCUUGGACGUGAAUUAGCUGAAGAAAAAGAACAUUCUCAAAAACUGGACAGACAGCUCACCGAAUCUAGAGCAGCGUUGAAGGAACAAAAAGAGGCCACAGCGUUGUCACAAAAGAAGCUUAAAGAUGCUCGAAGUGAACUAGAAAAGAAGAAAAGUGAAUUGAGUGGAGAGCAGUCGAAAUCGUCGUCUCUGGAAGCCAGUUAUGGAGCUCUGGAAGAAGCUAAAGGAUGGCUGCAUCAGCAACUUCAAGACUCAAUGGAAACUAAAGGGAAGCUACAACGCGAGCUAAGUGAAGCGAAGGCCAACGCAAUAGCACAGAGUAUCAAGGUCGAACAGUUGUUGGAAGAGAACUCAUUGUUUCAGAAUCAAAUCGGUCAGUUACAGAGAGCUGUACUCCAUGACAAAGCUAGAAUGGUCAGUGAGCUAGAAGCUAUCGAAGCCGACGUUAUAUCGAGAGAGGACUCGUUUGAAAAUGUGUUAGCAGAGACGCAUGAAUUGAAAAAAGCGGUGAAAUUCCAGGAAGAUAUGGUCGAUAAAUUGAAAUCUGAACUAGCUGAUGCUCUAACUGCUAAAGAAGAGUCUGAGGAGAAAGCAGAGGAUGUUGAAAUGAAGAAUGAAGUUUUAACCCACACUGCCAAAGAACUCAAGGACAGGCUGCAAGCUACUCAACAAACACUUUGUGACAAAGAAUCGAAAAUGGAGGAAUUGGAAAGCGGUUUGCAAGAAAGUCUACGAGAUGCAGAGGCCGCUCUGGUCGGUAAAGGCGCGGCUUUACAAGGUCUUAAAGAUGCUAGGGAGAUUAUGAAACAGGAGUUGGAUAUGACUAAUGACGGGCGAAAGUUUCUCGAAACCGAACUUGAUGAAACUAAACACCAGUUAGCUAUAUUGGAGGGAAAAUUGAAAUCUGCUCUCAAGGAAAAGGACUCCAUCUUGCGAACGUCCGAGCAAGCCAGGCGAGCAAUGGCAGCUGACAACGAAAACCUUACCUCACAAUUAAUGGAAAAAGAUCGUCUACUUGAAGAAAAAGUUGAAGAAUUACAAACCCUUGAAUCACAAUCGGGAGAAAUAAUCGAUCACUUCAAGAACCUGCAAGACCAGUUUCAGUCAAUAGCCACCAAGAGCGGAGAUGUACAAGAUAGUGUGGAAGAAAAGGACCGAGUUAUUUCCCACCUUGCCACAGAGAAAGAUUCAAUGGAGGACGAACUGUGUUCUUUGAGGGAGGCCAAGAAAGAAUUGGAUGAACAACUGGCACAAUUGAAACAAGAGAAGGCUCAUCUUGAAGGCAAAUUGGACACCUCACCUUCGAAAAGUUUGGAGGAGUUUCAGAAGCUAGUACGGGACAAAUCACAGUUGCAGGCUGAAGUGAAUUCGUUGAAAAUUGCACACCAAGGAGAGCUGAUCAAGGCUCAAGCCAAAGCUAACCAUUUGGAGACAGAGCUGCGAACGUUGAAAAGAAUUGAAGAUCAAACUAAGAGAGAAAUGGAAGAAGCGAUGCAAGAACACGAUUCGGCUGUGUCCAAACUUGAAGACGAGAAUUAUCGAUUGAAAAGCGAGCUUAGAAACGCAUCUGUGAUGCUGGAGAGUCCGUUGAAAGCAAAUGCCACCCCUCAACUGAGGAGUAGUCUAAGACAAGCCGAGAGAGAGAGGGACAAACUAAAGAGCCAAACGGAGAAUCUCACGCGACAGAACAAGCAGCUCGGCGAGCAACUUGAACAGGAAAUGGCACAGAAAAACGAAAUCGAAAGAGCUGGCACAGUGGUGGUGAAAAAACUGAAGCAAAAUGGACAAGAAAACGAGUUGAAAUUGCGUGACGAGAUUCAAGAGUUGAAACUUAACAUUGAGAAGCUGACUGGACGACUGUCUGGUAUGGAGCUAACACAGGGCGCUAUGAGGGACCAUACAGGUGGGUUGGAGGUGGCACUGGCAAAGAGGGAGGCGUGUCUUCUGAAACUAUCCGCUCAAGCACAACGUGUUCUCGAGGAGAAAGAACUUGAAGAUGAAGCCAUUGCCGAGAAAAUGGAGCUGCUCGAGAAACAGCUACAACAUUCUAAGCGAGCACAACAGACCUCAAAGGAGGCUGAAAAAGAAGAAAGGAAGAAAUUGGCCGAGUUGAGUAGUGAGCUUUUGAGCAAAGAUAGACGUUUGAAAGAUUUAGAGGAACAAUUGUCAGAGAUUGCCGGUGAAAUGGAUAGUCUUAAAGAAGCAAUGGCGGACCUCACAACUGAAAAAGAACAGGUAUCUUUUGAACUUAACAAACGAUUGCAAACGACUGAAGCACAGAGUACGUUACUGAGAACAAAAGAAGCACAGUUAAACAUUUUGACACAAGAGUUACAAGCACAAGUACAAGCGCUUGAGGGGGAAAGGAACAUGUUAGAAGACGAGUUACAGCUGGCAAACAAGAGACAUGCGGAGGAGAUGGAAGGGUUAAGAGCACAGCUGCUCCGUCACGGCCGAGUGGACAGCUCAGCUGGAAAUGAGCCAGAUGGUCCAGGGGGUGUGGUCAGUGGGGCUGAGAUAAGUGCUCUGGAUCGAUGGUUAACGGAGCAGCAAGGACUAGCACAGACGGUCGCCGAAAAGGAGGGUAUAAAGAGAAAGUUAGAUGAUCUGCACCGAGCAAAGGCUGCCAGUAAAAAGACACAGGGAAGACGGACACGUGACGGCAGUGGUGCUGGUGAAACCCUCGGUUACACUCAGGCCAUGCAGACGGAGAUGACAUCACGACUGGAGGAGGCCAGGAAGCAGGGUCAAAAGGUCGCGGAGAUACAGAAGUCCGGGGAGAUUGAUGCUCUUCACGAGCAGCUAGGAACUAAGAACAAGAAGCUGCAUGGUCUCCAGUCAUACCUUGUGUCUCUGAGGGAGGACAUGGGACAGAUGCAAUCUGACAUGGACAAGCACUCGGCCUCAAUGCACGAAUCACACGCCUCUACAAGGGAGAUUGAGAGUCAGAUAAAGAGCCUCAAGAGAUCAGCUGUUCCCUCGUUGCAUCUCUCCACGUCCAGCAAACACUCAUAGCAAUGACCCACCUCUUACGUAUACGUUGGUCAAGUUCUUAUUAACUCUUAACUUAUUUGUGAUAUCAACCGAUUUAUAAUUAUCUCUCAAUUUUGUAUAGCGCUGUGUUCAAUAUCAAUUGAAAAUUGUCUGAGAUCUGCAUUAAUUUAAACGUG